Molecule: messenger RNA, 6484 nt
Organism: Micropterus salmoides (largemouth bass)
Lineage: Eukaryota; Metazoa; Chordata; Actinopteri; Centrarchiformes; Centrarchidae
Gene: zfyve21
Product: zinc finger, FYVE domain containing 21
Exons: 8
Coding region: 65-799 (244 amino acids)
Molecular function (GO): metal ion binding
Source: RefSeq, a predicted model, not a curated record
GGUGUGUUCAGACAGGAGUUCCAGUCUGUAGUGGUCAGAGAGGAGAAACAGCUGCUGAAGCAAAAUGUCUUCUGUUCCUGACGGAAAGAAACUCGUCCGGAGCCCCAGCGGCCUUCGCAUGGUGCCGGAGAACGGCGCCUUUAACUGCCCCUUCUCCCUGGACGAGCCGCAGUGGGUCCCGGAUAAAGAGUGCCCGAGAUGUAUGCAGUGUGACACCAAGUUCGACUUCAUCAGAAGAAAGCAUCACUGUCGGCGGUGCGGCCGGUGUUUCUGCGAUAAAUGCUGCAGUAAGAAGGUGACGCUGCCUCGCAUGUGCUUCGUCGAUCCGGUGCGGCAGUGCGCCGAGUGCAGCCUGGUCUCCCAGAAAGAGAUGGAGUUCUACGACAAGCAGCUGAAAGUGCUUCUGGGAGGUGGCACCUUUGUUGUCACGUUGGGAACGUCGGAGAAGUCUGAAACCAUGACGUGUCGCCUCUCCAACAACCACAGGUAUCUGUUCCUCGACGGUGAAAGUCACUUCGAGGUGGAGUUGUCUCGGAUCUCCAGCAUGCAGAUUCUGACAGACGGCACGAGUCCAGGAGAGAAUGACAUUCACACUUACACCAGUCUGCUGGACAGUCACUAUAUCUCUGAAGGAGGGAUGUCGCGGGCCAGCGGCAUGCUGCUGCACUACAAGCCAAUGGGCUGCCAGGACGCCCAGCAGCUCCGCUUAGAGGCAGCAGAUGACAAGAAGGUGGCCUCGUUAUGGCUGGCUGCAAUGCACAAGGCGGCCAAACUGCUGUAUGAAGCUCGGGACCAGUGACGAGCAGGCAGCCUGCAAGACUGAACCUCCAGGCAGCACACACCCAAGUGUUUUGUACCCCGUCUUGCUGGGGUUUGGUAUCGUUUGGAUUUCUAUUAACGCCAGUUCUGCUUAUCCGUCUGAUUCAUCAUCGGUUCUUAAUAACAGUUCUUAUCAUGGUAAUUUCUGCAAGGAAUGUUUAUAUAAAAAAUUAUUACCUCUAUAACCAGUUCUUGUUUACCCCAAGUGGGCUGAUUGUUCUUCUUCUUCUUUUUACAUCUCAGAGUUCUUUAAUCCUCUUUGAUUUAACACAUAAAUCAGGGCACGUUAAUGUUUGUACAUGAAAAUGGAGCCAACUGAGCAGAGAGACACAACACAAGCUUUCCAACACAAGUCAGGAUCCGUUCAUUUGGAGGAAGCUUCUACCUUUAAUUCCUGUUCUUUUUCUUUCUCAGAACUGGACAUGUUUUUGUUUGUGCAAUACUCAGUCUGUUUGGACAUCAUACCUUUUCAUUAACCAUUUUUCAUAACUUCCGAGAUGCAGUAAAACUUCAGAUGGAGGCGCAGUUGUUUCAAAGCAGCACAAUAAUUUUAUAUGCUGCUGGUAGAUUUAGCUUGUGUCAUUGAGGAUUUUAUUUCCUGGACGUAUGGUGAUAUUAUUUUUGAUAACUCUCCUGAUGUCAGCCAAACACAAAGUAGGGACUGAAUGUCUCGCUCAAGGGAUCAGCUGAUGGUAAAAAGCAUUAUCUCACAGGACAAAUCCAACUUAAAAACCCUUUAACGCAGAUCUGCGUGAGACGUACUUUGCAUUUCAGGACCCGCUUUGUUUAAGUUAAUUGCAGAAGAUGUCUCGGGACUCUUUUGCUCUUUUGUUUAGGACACUAUGUGUGUAACAGCUCCCCUCAGCUUUACACAGCUUUAUAGUGAGUUUCAGCUCAUUGUUUAUCUCUCCAGGCACAACUUUAGUGUUCUGGUUCUCUCUCAGCGCCCUCAUAGCAUGCCGUACACUACCUGCUCAGCAGCAAACAGCAGACAGACACAGUUAGAGACCAGCUGGUGAACAGAGUGGAGCGUUUAGCAGCUAAAGAGCCAGAUAUUUCCCUAGAGAUCAAAACACAACUAAUAGAGACUCCAAAUGAAUGAUUAUGUUGCUCUGUAACUGCUGGAGGUGUAAGCAACUCUUUGCUAACAAGUUCAACUUAAAGGUGAUGAUACGUCAGUGUUGGUUAAAACUUGUUUCUGCUGCCCCCAUGUGGCCAAAAGAAAUCAGUUUAUGGAGGUUUAAAUAUAAAUUUUAACUAAACUGCUAAUAAAGAAACACAUUUAUAUACAUUCACAAGUGAAUUUCACACUUCAGAGAUGCAAGCUACUCUGGCAACACUUUACUAGAGCGGAGAAAAGAGCAGUGAGUUGGACACUGAUUUCUUCUCCAGCAGUCACAACAGAGCUGAAUCUGCUGGAAAUUUGCCGUUAAAUAUUACCAGAAAAUGACGAGUGUUUUUGUGUUGGUCUCUUAAAAUCAAGAGCGAGGGCUUCUUCCUGUUUUUUUAAUUAAACUUUCAACUCUCGUACGAGGGUAAAAUGAUCAGUGCAGAGCACAGAUGGCACUUUAUACACAAGCAGGAGCAGCAAAUGGAUCAGAAUGCAGUGGGAAAUGAGCAGGAGUGAAUUUGAUUCUGGGAAAUGUAGGAUUCUCUAACUGAAGCAGAAGAAAGAAAAGAGGCAGGUUGAGGAGACAGAAUAAUUCCUGAAAUGCAAAGAACAUCGCAAGUUUAUUCACAACUGAAACACAAUUGUUGGAUUUCUUACUUUAGGAGACUUGCUGUCAUGACGGUUGAGUUUCAGAGUAACGUAGAUGAAAGUUCAGGUGACGUGUUUGUGUUUCUUCUCUGUAACUUGAUCUCUUAAUGCUCUCUGCUACAAGUAUCUACAGAUUUAAAUCUUUAGGCCUCGGCGUCUAAGGAAACUACGGACUAUUCACUGAUUCUAGUGAAGCAUAAACACACAUAAAUGCUUUAAAUGUAGUUUCAUGUAUUGACUUUUUGUAUAAUAUAUUUUGUUAACUAUUCCUACUUUAACACAAGGCGUGUACGUACUUUAUAAUUUUCAAAGCUGAAGUAUGACCAUAGGUUUUGUAACAUUUGUAAAUUCCUUUUGUCCUAAUUGUCCAGAGCCACAACCAGGAUGUGAAAUCACCACCGACCAAGAGCUGUUCAGUUCUGGUUGAGCCGGUGGGUUUGUUGGUUUGGUAGUUAGUUGUACUUCCGAGGACCUUUUUCUAAACAAGAAUGUAGUUUUGACUGCGAUGGUGAAAGCCGCGACACGUUCUCAUCCCAGGUUGUCAAUGACCGACGGCGCUUUGUCACAUUAAUGUGGUAAACGUGAAAACGGAUGCAGUUUGGUGUAGCAAAAGGUUGCGUUAAAAGAAGCACAUCCUGUUAUGUAGACCUACGUUUUGUGAAGUAACAUCACGUAACUUCAUAUUUUAAAUAAGUCAGAGUUGACUUUUGGUUUCAUGCGGUAGGGGAGAGCGGGGUGACUUGAGCCUGUGAGGAAGUUGAGUCACCCCUAUGGCUUCUCGGCAGCCAUAGAAAAAAUUGGUCAUGUUACCACACAUUUUUGAAGAGUCAUCCAUUUUACUCAUCCUGCGAUGGAGAGAAGCCUAUGGAAUAAGUGAUGAGCACAUUUAAGAUCAAAAAACAGUUUUUUUUGCCGUUCAAAGUGAUUUUUUUAUGUUCAAGGAGUCGUGAUUGUUGUGUGAAAAUCUUAUGCAUGUGUUAGUCUUUUAGGAAAUUACAAUAUGAGGCUAAACUGUUAGCAUGAGGUUACUCUUAAAAUGCUGGAUGACACAAUUUUGUUAAAAUGGCAAAGACCUGGGGGAAGUUGAACCAACUAUUUUGAUGUAAUUUUACGUUGCAUUCUUAUGCAUCACCAAAAUGAUGUGACAUUAUGUAUUUUAGACCAGAAACCAUCAUGUCAUGCUUCUAUAAAUGGAAGACAGACAGGCUUCAACUCCUGUUGUGGGUUUGGACCGAGCAGUGGGAGAGGUACAAAAACGGGAAGUAUGAUAAACAGGAUGACUUUAAAGCGAUACAUUGAUAUGAAACAACUCGGAGACAUAGCUGCAAUGCUUCACUAUCUAAGUGCAAUUGAAUGUUUUGACCUGGCGUUUGAGUUUGCACGAUGACAUCGAUGUCCGCGACCCCCAUGUGGCUCAACUUACCCCUUAUGUGGGGCAAGAGUCCACUUUUUUUUUUGAAAAGCCAGAUUUUGAAAACAGUUUAUUUUAGAUCCAAAGUGAUUAUUCCCAGGGACGCACCACAUCCUAAAAUAUAUGUACAUAUUUUAGUUGGAGACAUUACUGUCAAAAACGGGCUCAACUCACCCCGCUCUCCUCUACACGGCGAAAGUCCUGUGUUUGUUUGACCCAUCCAUCCACCUGGACCUUCUCCAUACGCUGACUUUCUUGCCUUUUAUACGUCACCUGACUUUAGUUGAAAGCCUGGUGGGCGAGGGGCGUGACAAAACAUUGGUAUUUGACAACCUCAGGAUUGAGAACGACAUUGUGACAUAGCAAGAUUUACUCCCUGAUGUUGUUACAGCGCCCACAAAUGCCAACUUUUCCUUCAAGCUCCCUCUUUAAAGGUGCAGUAAGCGAUUCUGUUAUGUUGCUGCAAAGCUAACAUGAAGCUCACAUGCGGAGAGGAUGAGAUAGUCUUACUGUGCAUUCAGACCAAACGUGAAUUUAACCCUCGCGGGGGUUUUAUCGCUGGACUACUACCAACACAACGCGAUUACUACAGCUGUAUGAACCCAAAAUAAACACUUUGCUGUGAUUUAAUAGCAAUAAACGGAUCAAACUGAUGCCGAAAUAACUAAAACGUGAUGCAGAUUUGAUAAACAUAUGAAUUCAUGCUUUGUCAGGUCUGUCAGCAGGACAGCAACUUUUAAAAUGUGUUUCUUUCUGAAUGGAGUUUGGAUCGAUCCGGGCUAUGCUAUGCUAAGCUAAGUUGUUCACAGUAACAACACUGAAAGCAGACAUUGAAACAACUCUCCUGGUACUAUAGCAACAUCACAACAACAGCAUGUCUGGGUGAACGAGAGAGUAAGCUGAAGGUGACAAAUUAUGGCUGGAAUUGUUGGAGUAGCGUUGUGUGACUCGGUUUCCCAUUUACAGUUUUAAGUUUUCACACGCAGAACAAACAACUAGCGGACUGUUUUUCAGAUUAGAAUCGCUUACUCCACCUCUAAGUUUUGAAACUCACACCUGUUUUGAGUUGGAAGAAAAGUUUAGGGGACUCGGGGCGCUGGAUCACGUUUAUAAUCUUGAAAAUACACUUUAGCUUCAGCAUAUGAGGUUUGUGCAUUUUUAAGCGUGAAUUUAAGAUUGUGAAAACUGUAAACUUUAGUGUUGUUACACAGAAAUCUUAACUCGGCGUCCUCUUACUAGCUUUUUAUCUGGAGCUUUCAAACUCACCUCACGGUCUUUGUUUGCUUUCACAUGACAUAAGUGUGGAGUACCAACAACUGAGCAAACUCCAUCUGCUGAGGAAGACCAUGAUAUGUGGAUGAAAGCUCUAGAAAAAGCUGCUAAAUGGACCUUGAGAUAUGAACUUUUUUGGAAUAAACACUGCAUGUAUGAGCUUAAAUCUGUCAAAACACCUGAAGAAACACAUGAAUUAUAAAUGCACGGUUGCGUUUCAGCUGCUAACAUUUAUCAAAGAUUACCAAGUAUCAUUGGCUUCACAGAAAUUAGCUUUUUUAAAACCCUGCUGGCGUCUGUGUGUCUUCCCUGUUUUUCUAAGCUUGAAGAAAGAACUUGAAGCGGUGUAAUGGAGCGCAGAACUGGCUGAUUGUUGGGUUUGUUGGCCUUUUUGUACCUUUGUGUCAAACCCAGUGAAAACAACAUUCACCACCUCCACUUUGUGACAUAAAGUUUAUUUUUAUAUGCUGCUCACCUAAGAAUUAAAAUCACACGUCGUGGUCGUUUUGGUUCGAGGCUUUCAGAACGGAGACGGAGGAAGAAGAUGGUGAGGUUUCGUGUAAAAAGGCGUCUCUGUGGUCGCUCUUGAUGUUGUUAAUACUGUUCACAAGGUUUUCCAGUUACACACCAACAAUGCUGUUCUUCCAUUAUACAAAUGUUUGUUAUGAAGAUACAUGUGAGGGCUGCACAGUUACGAACAACAGUGAUCAUAUUUAUUAUUUUGCUUAUUUCUUAAUUGGAGACUAAAACCUUUAUCUUUAAUUCCUCCGUUGUUUUUUGGCUGCCAACUGUAAAUCUAAGUAUCUGAAUUAGACGGUGAUGUUGGUAAAUUGGAAAGUUUGCCUUUUUUUUUAUCUCAAAAACACAAUUACAAAAUGCAUUAGUCACAUUUUACUUUCAUUUGAAAUGUUGCUGGUACGGGAGUGGCUGUAAUCACAAUAAAAACAUCUUAAUCAUCCUUGAAAUGAAGUCUAUAUGAUCACACUGCGGGAUUCUCUGUGCAGCCCUCUCAGACUGUCCUCGGUGAACGAUGAGUUGUUGUUGCACGUUUGCAGUACGUGUUACGUCACCGAGUCGUGACUCAGCCAGUGUUUGUACCUGCACUUUAUGUCCACCCUGAUUACAAACCUUUUUAUCCCACCGCUUCAUUUAUUACGCUGAAAACGCUCUACUACACCCUUUGUUGGAUUAUUCUGUUAAGAAUAAAAUCAAGUGUUUAUACA